AGGGAAUAGCAAGCUGGGAGCCCCUUGGUGGACGUCUCUGCUUGCAGGUGGUGUGGGUUGCGGCCACCCCCCCGCGGCACCGGCACCGCCCCGCCGGCGGGGCAGGGCCGUGGACGGGGAGGAGCGGGGCUCGGCACGGCUCAGUACGGCUGGGCUCGGGUCGGUUUGGCUCAGCACGGCACGGAGCUGGCAGCAGCGGGAUGUUCAGCUGGCUGGGCAAGCAGGGCGGCGGCCGGGAGCGCGGUGGCGGAGGCGGCGACGUGGUGCAGACGGUGACCGGGGGGCUGCGGGACCUCUACCUCCGCAAGCUGCUGCCGCUGGAGGAGCACUACCGCUUCCAUGACUUCCACUCGCCCGCCCUGGAGGAGGCCGAUUUCGAGAACAAGCCCAUGGUGCUGCUGGUGGGGCAGUACAGCACCGGCAAGACCACCUUCAUCCGAUACCUGCUUGAACAAGACUUCCCAGGCAUGCGGAUUGGUCCAGAGCCUACCACAGAUUCUUUUAUUGCUGUGAUGUAUGGAGAGUCAGAAGGAAGUGUUCCUGGAAAUGCCCUGGUUGUUGAUCCUAAGAAGCCAUUCCGCAAACUCAGCCGUUUUGGAAAUGCUUUCCUGAACAGAUUCCUGUGUUCUCAAUUGCCUAACCAGGUGCUGAAGAGUAUCAGCAUUAUUGACAGCCCAGGCAUACUCUCUGGAGAGAAGCAGCGCAUCAGCAGAGGCUAUGACUUCUGCCAAGUCCUCCAGUGGUUUGCAGAGAGGGUCGACCGCAUCAUCCUCCUCUUUGAUGCCCAUAAGCUGGAUAUAUCUGAUGAGUUUUCAGAGGCUAUAAAGUCAUUCCGGGGCCAGGAUGACAAGAUUCGAGUGGUGCUUAAUAAGGCUGACCAGGUGGACACACAGCAGCUGAUGAGGGUCUACGGUGCACUCAUGUGGUCCUUGGGAAAGGUGAUCAACACUCCAGAGGUGCUGAGGGUCUACAUUGGCUCCUUCUGGUCCCAUCCUCUCCGAAACACAGAGAAUCGAAGACUCUUUGAGGCAGAGGCCCAGGAUCUUUUCCAGGACAUCCAGAGUCUCCCGCAGAAGGCCGCAGUGCGGAAGCUCAACGAUCUCAUUAAGAGGGCGAGACUCGCAAAGGUACAUGCUUAUAUCAUCAGCUACCUGAAAAAAGAAAUGCCCUCUGUUUUUGGAAAAGAGAACAAGAAGAAGGAACUGAUCAGCAGGUUACCUGAGAUCUAUGGCCAGCUGCAAAGAGAAUAUCAUAUCUCAGCAGGGGACUUCCCUGAAGUCAAAAAAAUGCAGGAACAGUUGGAGACUUGUGACUUCACUAAAUUUCACUCUUUGAAACCAAAGCUUAUUGAAGCUGUGGAUAAUAUGUUGGCCAACAAGAUUGCCUCCCUGAUGAGCCUGAUCAGCCAGGAAGAAAGCAAUAUGCCCACAGAGUUGGUUCACGGUGGGGCAUUUGAUGGCACCAUGGCAGGACCUUUCGGCCAGGGAUAUGGAGAAGGUGCAAAGGAAGGAGCUGAUGAAGAAGAAUGGGUUGUUGCCAAAGAUAAACCUGCUUAUGAUGAGAUUUUCUACACUUUGUCACCAAUCAAUGGCAAAAUAUCUGGGAUCAAUGCAAAGAAAGAGAUGGUAACUUCCAAACUACCCAACAGUGUCUUGGGGAAGAUCUGGAAACUCGCAGAUUGUGAUGGUGAUGGGAUGUUGGAUGAUGAGGAAUUUGCAUUAGCAAAACAUCUCAUCAAGAUAAAACUGGAUGGAUAUGAACUGCCUGGCACACUGCCUUCCCACCUGGUGCCACCAUCUCACAGGAAACCUUUGCAGACAGCGGAGUGAAAAAUGUUAGAAGAGGAUUUUGGAUGUCUUUCAAUGAAUGUGUUGAAACUACCAAAAUUUGAGUUUAGGCUUAAAUCUUUAAACCUCACAGCCCAUUUCACGCAAGUUACUGAAAUUAGAAGCAUAGUAGCAGGGAAACAUUUUGUGUAGUAGUCCCUGCUGACCUUCACUGAGACAUGCUUAUCACAAGUGCCUUGUAUAAAUCUAUCAUAAUGCGUGGAUGGUAAGGUGAAAAUGUUUCUGUAGUGUUGCUUCCAUAUCUUGCUGCCUCUACAGCCAUAAAGCAGAAAAAAAAAAUGUAUGAAAUCACUGAUCUUCACCAAACCUAAGCACUUAGCAACCACGGGUUACUCCAAACUAUUUAUUUUAUUUAGUGCAAGGAAGCUCUAAAUGUUAUAUUCACCGCCUAUGAGAGGAACAUUUUCUACACUGAAAGCAUACUUUAGGCAUCAAGUGAAUGUCAACAUUUCUAUAGGUUAAGAAAAAGCAGAUAUAAAAAAUAAAUUUAUUUUUUUUCUAUAUUUUUGUUGUUCUUAUUUAAUUUGGGAGUAGAGAAAGACUAAAGUUGUGGCAAGCAUAUUAAGUGCUCAGAAUAUGAGCAGACUUGUUUAUGAGCAGACUUAUUUUAAAACUCUGGUGCUUAUAGCUAGAAAGUACAAAAUAUUAAAAUGAUUCUUUCAGUCUGUCAUCACUGUCUUAUCUGAAGAGCUGCUGCUGCAGUUUUGUACAGCACUGUAUACUCAGUAUUAUCUUUAAAAGAAAUGAAUCUCCUUUGUUCCUCGGAUUUAGUGUUUCUUUUGAGGUUUCAGUUUAGCUGUGCUGCAAAUUCCUGAAUUUUUCAAAGUCGAAGCAGAAUGUUUUCAUAAGCUUAAUGAAAAAAAAAAGUUUCCAUUGAAAUAAAGCCUCAUAUAAUAUUCAGAAAAGGUGCAUUGUUCAAAUUCAGCAUCUUCAAAGCAUGUUGAAUUGUCUUGAGAAAUUUUCAUGGGUAUUUAAUUUUUAUUUACAGUUAAUUAUACAGGUAUCUAUGUUAUCUUAUACUUUUCAUUUUAAAGAAAGGGUUUUUAGCUCUUUGUUUUGCCAACAGGUAGCUGACAACCACUGAAGAGAGAUUUGAUUGAUAUGGUGGCAGAUUUGAAAGUUGGGGUCACCAACAGAAAUCUUUACAUAUGACUGAAAUAAGUCAUAGACUGGUACCUUCAAAUAUUAUGGCUUACUGCUGUUUCCAACUGACUUUACAAGUACCUUAAAAGAAGGUAAUUUUACCUUAAAAGAAGGUAUCUUUUUGGUCCUGUGAACCUGUCUUUUGGGGAGGGCCACUUCUUUUCUGAAAUCAAACUUGGCAGUCAGUCAGUGUAGGUCUGUGUAUAUGAGCAAGAAUUGACUUGUACUCCAUUUGUACUAUGAAAUGCCCUACAUAUCAAAGGUACUGUAACUUCAGGCACUUUUUCUUUGAGACUCAAUAAGUGUUAGCAGUAGUGCCUUCUGAGACAGAGCAAGCCAAAAAAUGUUUUAGCAUCUUUGCAGUGGGGGUAGGGAGGGAAGUAAUUUGAGUGUUGUCUCUGAGUUAAGACUUCAGUCACAUUUACGUGUUCAGAUUUGUAGGUGAUCUAAGAAGAGCCUCAACUUUUUCUUCAAAUUGUGUGUUUUUUAGGUUGUCAGUUGGUUUUCAUACUUCAAAUCUUUCUGGACCUCUUAUCUUUCUGCAUCUUUUCUAUUCUGAUGUGAAAUUACCAUGAACUUUGCUAGGACUCUUCCAUGUGAAAACAAUGAAGCUAUUUUAAGUAGUGACAUAAGAACACCUUCACCUUGCCAGGCUUCCGGACCUGUGUCAAGGAUAUCCUAACAUAGUUAAUCAGUCUUGAGGACUUGCUUGCUUUGUCUUACUCUUAGUUUUUUCUCUUAUAAUUUAAGUGUACCAACUUUAUUUCUGUUAGACCUAUGAUAGGGGCCAAAUUAGCCUUAGUGCAUCUCUGUGCACUUCUGUAGAGCUGUGAAACUUGACCAGGAGUCUACCUGUGUGACUGCAUGUCUGCAGAGUAACCAAUUCUCUAAGUAAUUUAUUUUUAGUUGAACAAAAAGUAUUAUAUAGACUUCGCAAGAGGUGUUAAAAAAAAAUAAAUAAGGCUGUUUAUUUGUGGGUAGUUUCUGUAGUCGGUGACAACUUUGUACACUAAUCACAAACCAGAAUAGCUUUGCAAAGAAAGCCACCAGAAGAAAGAAAACUUGUGUGUUGUGCCUAAUGUAGAGUGGGCAAAGCUGAGAGGAUCUUGGAAGCUGCUGAUCUUCCAACUUUGUUGUAUUUACCUUGCUCUUCUGCUGAACAAGGUUCCAGAGUGGGCCUGUGUUUGAAUUCCCACCAUGUGUAGCUUCCAGGAGCGAUGCUCCAAAUGUUUUGGAGCCAUAUGUCCCAUGCCAGUAGAAAUAUCCUCCUGUAGAGGAGAGGAGCAGGAUAGUUUCUCAGUGAUUUAUAUUUUUUCUAGUUUUACCGGUAGUAAAAUGGAGAAUACAGCCUUUUUUUCAGACUCCAUAAGACUGUGCUAACUUGGACUUAGAGGGGACAAAUUGAAAUGCAUUAUUUUGAUAAGUUAAAUAUUUUCUUUAGAUAUAGUUGAAAUGUUUUGCUCUUUUCCUGCAAGACUUAAAGAAGGGGAAAGGGAAUGCACAAAGCAUGUAUAAGAGUAGAGGUGGAUUCACUGUUGAUGUGGAGGAAUAGAAGCAUUUCAGGACCAGCAUGCAAUGAAUGCAUAUCUAGAUAUGUGGUGCAGUGCACUGGAAUGUUAAGAGGUCAUAAUUAGCUGAUAGAAAUUCAAGUACAUUUCAUAUGGACUUUAAACUGCAGUUUCAUGUGCAGCUAAACUAAUCUAGUAGAGUGCUGUUGCUCAGGGGAAGCAAUCUGGAUAAUGCUCUGCUGAGUUAUUGAGACAACAUGUAGGGAGCAUGAGGAGAGAAGGGAGCAGGAUUACCUUCUCAUGAAAUUGUGCUGUGGGUAGUUACUGGGAACAGCAGUGUGAAGUAAUCUUUUUUGUUCGUUUGAUGUUGUUAUUAAUCUCUGCUCAACAAAGAACAAGAUCUUGGAUUAGUUGGCAGUUUUAUGCCAAGGAUUUUGAUUACAUUUGCUGAAGGAUCAUUCAAAACUGUCAAGAAUACAUUCUGUGAAAUUAGUGCUCAUUGGUGUAGUCUGCUGCUGUAAACCAAAGUAGACACUGCUGCUUUUACGUCUUCUCUAGCUGUUCUGCAACAGUUUUAAUUCCCAAGUGAAAUUUUGUUCCCACAGAAAUCCAUUAGAUUUUUGUUUGGAAGAAAAAAUGUGAGACAACUGUUCAAAACCACACUACAGGACAGCAAGAUCCUUUCAAAACUGUGACAGGUUGAAAAUAGAGAGUUUACAGAGAUCUUUAGGUCAGGGUGAGGUCCUUCUCCUUUGUUAAGAAUGGUGUAAACUUCCAUGGAAUUUGGUAUAAAAGCAGUGGUAUCCAGUCCCUGAUUUUUCAACAUUAUUUAUCUCCAGUACUUGAAGGGCACACUAUUUUUCUUCCCACUUUCUUCCCUUCACCAUAUGCACUCAGUUUGAUGGCUCUUUGUAUUGUUGGAAUUCAAGCAGAGAAUUUGAAUUGUAUGUUUUCUUGGGAAUGUGUAACUUAGCAUGGAGAGAAUGAACAUGAAUUUUUUUGUACUUCACAUACUCACCUUUUCUAAUACUUUUGUUGAAUACUGUGUUUUCCCUUUAAAGGCACUCAAUUUAUCUUUGAGGGAGUUUGAUCUGUGCAGAGCGCUUCACUUUGUCCAGUUAGGCAAACAAAGCUGUAAGUUCAUUAUUGUUGCACUUUUUAUUACACAAUAAAUUCCUUGCAGAUACUGUAAUAUAUUUUAAUAUGCUUUGUAAUCAUUUUUAGAAAGUGGUGAUAAAAACUGCUGAUUUAAUAAACUAAUAUUGAACUACCUGA
Molecule: messenger RNA, 5773 nt
Organism: Anas platyrhynchos (mallard)
Lineage: Eukaryota; Metazoa; Chordata; Aves; Anseriformes; Anatidae
Gene: EHD4
Product: EH domain containing 4
Biological process (GO): endosomal transport; endocytosis
Cellular component (GO): plasma membrane; cytoplasm
Molecular function (GO): GTP binding; calcium ion binding; protein binding
Source: RefSeq, a predicted model, not a curated record